AAGGGUCUGAGCAUCAGGGCAGGGGGUGGCGAGCAAGCAACCACGUGCGUACGUGUCAGGGUUAGAAAUCGCUGCUCCGCUGGGCACGCCGGAGGAGACGGGAAAAGACGCAGAGAAAAUCAGUUGCCGCCGCGUUUUCCAAAAUCCCGAGCGAGUGCUCCUGCUCGCCGUCGCUUCCAAGAAACGGAGAGAACCGAGGAGGAAAAUUGCGGUGAUUCAUCGCGGGCAGAUCGGAGGCAGGAAAUGAGAGUUCUCUGCCUGCCCCGUGCCCGGCGUGGGCUCCGUGGGCUCGGGCUCGCCGGGGCCUGGCUGGCGGCGCGGGCCUGACACCCACGGGUCGAGCAUCCCUGCGCCGCGGCCGGAGGAGCUACCGGCGAGGGAAAAACAACCGGCGGAGGCCGAGAGCCGGAGCAGCGGGAAUUUUUCACCUGCGUUUCUCCGGAGCCAUCCAAGCGAGAGCUGCCCGACGUGGGUAACUGCCUGCAUGCUGCUUGGAGUGGGGACAUGGGAGCCUGGACUGGACCUCAGGAACAGAAGAUGGGGACCCUCACAUCACCCGUGAGGUCAGGAGGCUGGAACCCCUGUGUUGGGGUUGGAACCAUUUUACUGGGGCCGGGACCUGGGGACACCUGCACCGGGACUUGGGGACACGUGCAUUGGCAUCAGGACUUGGGGAGCUCCGUGCAGGGACUGCAGCACCUCCCCAGGGCUCAGCAGGCUGGAAACAGGGGACGGGGGGGCAGGUUGUGUCUGUCCCCUCCCUCCUCGCAGGGACAGUGACCGGGGCCCAGACCCAGACUCCUCGUGCUUGCUCCAGCCCAUCACCCUGGAAGGCCCCGGAUAACUGAGAUGUGCCGUCGGAGUUGCUUGACCCCAUCCUGAUCCAGCCUUCACCCCCAGUCCCCGCUGCCAUGAAGAGGAAGCCGGGGAAUGGGCGGGGGCCGGACCCUGCGGCCCCCCAGCAGCGAGCCCGCUCUGUCACCAAGCCAGCAGAGUAUGUGGGAUCCUUCACGGUGGAGGAGCUGGACCUGCAGCAGCGAGCGGGGCGGGUGGAGGAGCAGCUGCAGGCACUGAAGGACUGUCCCAGGAGGAGGUCGGUGGUGCUGAGGUUCAGCUUGCAGGGGCUGAAGGUCUACGAUGCUGAUGGGGAGACGCUGCUGAUGGCACACGCGCUGCGCCGGAUCCUGUACAGCACCUGGAGGCUCCCUGACCGCCAGUUCGCCUUCGUGGCCCGCAACCCCCACAGCCCCCCCAGCACCCUCUUCUGCCACCUCUUCGUGGGGCUCCCGGGAGAGGUCCAGACCCUGCACCUCCUGCUCUGCCGCUCCUUCCAGCUCUGCUACCUCCUGGCGCACCCCGAGGAGCAGGCGGGCGAGGGGGAACUCCCGGGGCCGGGGGUGCUGCGGGAGCCCCUCAACCCCGAGGAGGUGUCACGAAAUGUCAACGCUCUCGUGUCCUUCCGGCGCCUGCCCGCACCCGGCGGCCUCGGCCCGCUGGGCACCGCGGACCGGCGGUCGGAGGCAGAGGGCAGAGCCUGGCGCCCGGGGAACCCCUACUGCUCGCCGGUGCUGGUGCGCAAGAAAGCCAUUCGGAGCAAAGUGCUGCGCUCGGGAGCCUACCGGGACUGCGGGGGCGAGGGACAGCUCCACCAGCAGCCUCGAGACGCCGCAGCGGCGGGAGGGGAAAGCAAAGGAGCGAGGAGCUUGGCCUUCCUGCCCGAAAACGAGAGCGUCCUCGCCGAGAGCGUGUGGGCCUUCGCCGGCAUCGCCAGGGCCGCCGGGGUCGCGCUGCUGCGGCGGGACGUGCCCGGCUCCUUCCUGCUGCGCGCAGAGCCCGGGCUGCCCAAGCGCUGGUGCCUGUGGGUGCGGGCGCCCUGCGGCGUGGUGUGCUACGGCGUGCUCCGGACACAGCAGGGCAGGUUCUGCGUGGAGCACUCCAACGCCGAGUUCGCCAGCGUGCCCGCUCUCCUGGCCCACUACUCCGGGCCACCGGGGGGCUGCUUCUGCCGCCUGGCCCCCGGCCGACGCAACCCCGGCUACGAGGAGCGGGACCCCGGCGGCGGGGCCGGCGCCGGGGCGGGGGAGGCCGCCUGGGCCCCCGCCGCCCCCACCGGGGUGCAGCACGAGCGGGGGUAGGCCCGGCGCCCUCCCCGCGCACGGCUGCCCCCGACACCCCCGGCUUUCACUCGCUGCCUGCCUUAUCCCCCUGGCCGGGCUGGCCGGCGCCUCCCGCAAUAAAGGCUCUCGUGCAUCGGA
Vidua chalybeata is the source of this 2255-nucleotide messenger RNA. RefSeq names its product SH2 domain containing 5 (gene SH2D5). Bases 912 to 2135 code for a protein of 407 amino acids. Gene Ontology annotation, cellular component: postsynaptic density. The record is from RefSeq and is a predicted model, not a curated record. NCBI's taxonomy places the organism in Eukaryota, Metazoa, Chordata, Aves, Passeriformes, Viduidae. The transcript has 10 exons.